Aspergillus wentii DTO 134E9 is the source of this 2697-nucleotide messenger RNA. RefSeq lists its product as uncharacterized. The record is from RefSeq and is a predicted model, not a curated record. NCBI's taxonomy places the organism in Eukaryota, Fungi, Ascomycota, Eurotiomycetes, Eurotiales, Aspergillaceae. Gene Ontology annotation, biological process: DNA-templated transcription; regulation of transcription by RNA polymerase II. Gene Ontology annotation, cellular component: nucleus. The transcript is spliced from 2 exons. Bases 73 to 2289 code for a protein of 738 amino acids. Gene Ontology annotation, molecular function: RNA polymerase II cis-regulatory region sequence-specific DNA binding; DNA-binding transcription activator activity, RNA polymerase II-specific; zinc ion binding.
CCGGUUGCUGGGCAAUUUGCAUCGAACAUCCCUAAGUGAAUCUGGAGAUUUGAUGUGCAAAGCACCCUGGAAAUGACCGAGCCCCGAACGUCUGAACCAGCGAAGAAGCGCAGACGCCCGACCCUGGCGUGUGCAGAAUGUCGACGCCGGAAAGUAAAGUGUGACCGAGAGAAUCCAUGCGGACAGUGUACGGCACACGGGCUGGCCGCAUGUACGUACGUCGGGCAAGGCCAUGCAUUUCCAGGCCCAUCCGUUCAACAGACCCAGCCGCUCCAGCAGCCUGUGUUUAGGGACUCGGCGGGCCAAAACCCAGGUGCAUCACCUUGGCCUUUCCGAGGGCCUACCCCCAGAAGUUCGACGGUGGAGGGCGUAACUAACAUCGAGAAUGCCGUUCGUGAGGGCGAUGAACGCCGUUCUUCCCCGGUCAGGGCCGAUUCAAGCGGCUACAGGCAUCAAGAUCCCCAGCGCAGCAGCCCGUCGUCCGUCCUGACCACGCAGUCGCAAGGACAUUCGGGUGGCAUUCACAUUCACGGCACUCUAGCCAAAACUCGUCUUUUUGGUCCUGGACAUUGGAUGAGCGCAUUUCCGUUGGCCGAGGGGCCCCCGACCUUGAACGAAUUACUCGCCCCCCGGGAUACAUCCCAUCAAGCGUCAGAGCAAGUGACCACCGAUCGAAUCUCGCAAGCUGUGAGACAGUGCAAAGAAAAGGCCCGGGCCAUCAAGCAACGACUCCCUAGUCGCAGACCUCUGCCGGCCGACGUCUAUCAGUCGUUCCCGCCGCGCCGGGUGGUCGAUGAACUGGUGCAAACGUACUUCGACUCAUUUGAGUGGUGCUACAAGAUCCUCCACGCCGGGUCAUUUCGAUCAGAAUAUACGACAUGUAUGGAUGCUCUGGAGACGGCCGAUUCGUCAUCGGUCGCCAAGCUUCUCCUAGUUAUGUCAGUCGCUACAUCGCUGUACGGCAGUACGCAAUUGUGCCCCGACCUGCUUUCCAGGGCUCGGACAUGGAUCCAUGUAUGCCAAUCUUGGCUGUCGGCUCCUGUGGAGAAAGAUCGGUUGACCCUGGAUGGACUCCAAAUUUAUUGCUUGCUUCUACUUGCUCGGCAAAUCCACCGGGUUGGAGCGGAUCUGGUCUGGAUAUCAGUCGGCUCGCUCUUACGGAUGGCCAUGCAAAUGGGAUUACAUCAAGAUCCGGAUCAUUUAGGAGAGAUGAGCAAUCUGCAGAAGGAGAUUCGACGGCGGCUUUGGUAUACGAUACUGGAACUCAAUAUGCAGACAUCGCUCGACUCGGGUGUCCCUCCGACGCUCACCGUCGAAGAUUACUCCACCAGAAUGCCCUCAAAUGUCAACGACGAUGUCCUACAUCUCGAACAUGGAGGCCUGCAGGAGGAGGAGGGUGGGUUGACGACCACUUCGUUCCAGCGCUUGUUGGCGGCCUCGCUUCAAGUCAGGGUUGAGGCUCUUCAGACAAUUAAUCGCCUUCAAGGCGAUCCUGCGCCAUAUGAGACCGUGCUGAGGAUCGGCUCCAACUUAAGCUCAGCAUGUCGACGCUUGAGUACGUUCGUCGACAAGCAUAGAGCAAAGCUCGGAGCUCAUCCGCCAAGUCAUUUUGCAUCCGCCCAUGCUGACCAUUGUUUGUAUCGUUUUUUACUCUGUCUUCACUUUCCGUAUGCUGUCCAAGCCAAGCAAAAUCCAAUUUACACUUUUUCUCUGAGGAUCUGCCUCGAGACAACUCUGAGUCUGAUGUCGCUUCUUGAAAGCGAUCUCUAUCACCGUUUGCUGCUCAUCGGUGGUGGGAUGUUUCGAGACCUGAUCACUCGUGGUGCAUUGGUCCUUUUCACGGAACUGAAUAUGACUCUUGAAACGGGCGGCUCUAUGCUUGCCACGAAAUGGCAUCGAUCUCACAUCGAUCAAUUACUUGAGAAUGCUCGAAAACUUGUCCAACAUGCGGAAGACAGACUUCAUCAUGGCGAAACGAACGUGAAGGGCUAUCUAUAUAUCCGUAUGGCGAUGGGCCAAGUGGAGGCAAUGCUCAGACGUUCUUCCGUUGAGGACGCCACGGCAAACGCUGCCAUUGAUUGUUUGACAACGUGUCAAAAUAUUCUGGAAACAUUGGUAAUCGACUCGUUUCCGAGCAACCCGUCUGAAUCAAGCGUUGGAUAUGAUAACGCCCUGUAUCCUCUGCCUACGGCGAUUGAUGCGGACUUUGAAUUCUUGGACAGUGGUGAUGUCUUUAGCUUUGCAGACCGCUCUUUUCUUCAGCAGUGGGCCGAUCAGCCGUGGUUAUAGGCGUUAUUGAAGAGUCUGUAUCUCCAAAGCUCUGCUGCGACGAACCUAUUCUAUGCUAGGGUCAGGAACAUCGUUCAGGAGUAUGCCGCAUACGCGGCAAAGAGCGCUUUGGUUAUGUUGUCACUAUGGACACGCUUGUUCUUGUACCCAUGUAUUUAUACCUAUGGGAUAUAAAUGGUUGAUACAUCUGACAGAAGGCGGAUUGGAAGAACGCAGAGAGCUUUUGGAAUAGUAGAGUCAUGGUUAAUUUUGAGAACGCUGAAAGAAGCCUUCUAUCUGUAUAGGGUAAUUUUCAAGUUGCCUUACUCCCUGGGAGAUUUACAAUGAAGCAAAUAUCGCUUCUACUAGGCAAUGAAUGACGGGGUUUGUCGUCUAGCACAGAAUAAGCUCCGAUCAACACACCUUGAC